Molecule: messenger RNA, 1589 nt
Organism: Symsagittifera roscoffensis
Lineage: Eukaryota; Metazoa; Xenacoelomorpha; Acoela; Convolutidae
Product: innexin unc-9-like
Exons: 8
Coding region: 210-1463 (417 amino acids)
Cellular component (GO): plasma membrane; gap junction
Molecular function (GO): gap junction channel activity
Source: RefSeq, a predicted model, not a curated record
UGCGAGAUAUCUUGUAUUAAUAACUAACAUUCAAACAGCGAUUACUGCAGUAUUCAGUAGCUAGUUCUCAAAUUCCAUUAAAUGUUCGAAUGAAAGCUUAGACCAAUUUGAAUUGUAAAAUUUGCGAUAAAAUUUGACUAAUUUGUGAUACCAACUGUCGCAUUGAAUUAAUCGUUUUGAGCUGAGGGUGAAAUUGAAAUUAUCACAAGAUGGUGGUGAGCAUCAUUUUCGACGUGAUCACCGGGUCGAAGCAGGGCAACGACGGAGACUUCAACGACCGGCUCAACCACCGCUAUUCGGCCAUUGUGCUCGCAUUCUGUGCCAUAUUCGCUAUGUCCACCCAGUUGAUAGGGAGUCCGUUGAACUGCUGGGCACCUGGUAACUUCCACCCCGGCUGGGUGAUGUAUGCUGACAACGUGUGCUUCGUAAAUAAGACCUACUACAUCGCAGACGAGGAUCACGUGACCCUAGCGAGGAAGGAGGGGGACACUGUGUAUGUGGAGUUCUACCAGUGGUACCCUGUCAUUCUCGUUCUCAUGGGGGUGCUGUUCUACGCGCCUCAAAUGUUCUGGACUGGCAUGCUCGGCUCUUACGAGAUCGACAUGAACAAAAUGGUGAACACAGUCGACAAUUGUGAGCUGAUCAUGAAGCCAGAAGAUCGGAAGAACUCCCUCAUGGAUCUGGCCGGGUUUCUGGAUAAACAUCUGGAAGCCAAAAAACGACUCUCCGACAUAAAUAAGAAGAACGUCAACAUUGUGAGCAAGGCUUUAUUCAAAUGCAGAGACAAGGACUCCGGGGCGAGCAUGGGUACGUACUACUUGAUUGUGAAAAUAGCCAUGGUAGUGAACGUAGUCGUGCAGAUCUACGGACUCAACUGGAUCAUCGGUCCAGGCACCUGGAAGUGGGGCUUCGAGGUCCUGGGAUGUAUUCUCAGUGGGCAGCAAUGGACCGACACUUGGAGAUUCCCGAUGACCGCUUUCUGUGACUUCCAGCGUCACGAAGCCAUGGGAACUCGACACCAGGAGACUGUGCAGUGUGUGUUGGGAGUGAAUCUCUACAACGAGAAGAUAUUUCUCUUCGUCUGGUGUUGGCUGUACUUCAUGCUGGUGAUGAACCUCAUGUCUGUGUUCAACUGGAUCAGCACUCUAUUCGCCAGCAACAGCCGAUUCCGAUGGAUUGAGAAGCACAUUCUGAUGGGAAACAGGACCAAGGGACCAGAUCAGGUCACCUACAUUCAAGAGAACGAAGAGAACCGUCGAGCACUGUGGGCAUUUGUGAUGAGCUUCCUCAAACCCGAUGGGGUCUUCAUGCUGAGAUUGAUUGCGGCGAAUACAACUUCGAUCAACAUGACCGAUUUGAUAUGCAAUCUCUGGCAUCUUUACACCAGGAAAGAUCGAGUGAAAGAGAGGUUCCCAAAGCUCCCGAAUAUAACAUCAAUGGAGGAACACACGAAGACUAAGUAAAAACCUGAGCAUCAGGAAUUAGAUGCUUAAACUAACUGAGAGGAAGACGUAGUUUUUAUAAAGACAAAAAGUUUGGUCUGACAUAUUUAUAACAUUUCACUGAAAUUUAAAGACUUGAUUUUCAUA